Dioszegia hungarica is the source of this 666-nucleotide messenger RNA. RefSeq lists its product as uncharacterized. The record is from RefSeq and is a predicted model, not a curated record. Lineage: Eukaryota; Fungi; Basidiomycota; Tremellomycetes; Tremellales; Bulleribasidiaceae. The transcript has 4 exons. Bases 1 to 666 code for a protein of 221 amino acids.
AUGGCCAGGCUGGAGGCAGAUUUCGAUCAUUUACCACAUGGAAGGCGAUACUUCGGAGAAUUGGCCUAUACAGCAAAGUUCAAGAUCCGCGAUCCGCGAUCUAGGAGUCAGGGCAGCUGCGCGAGUUGCGCUCGGGAAGGGAGCCGCGGUAAUUUUGGCCAGUCUGCGGCUCCGAACAGCGCGUGUGAAGACUGUGUGAAGGCGCUGAGACAUGGUACUCAGAAGGCGCUCCACCUCGAAUCCGAGCUUCUACUAGGCUCGACAACUCAUCAUCUGCAGUUCCAUAUUACGGCUACGCAGACGUUCCGCCAGCUCUCCCUGACAUCUGCCGAUCUUCCUAGUCGGGCCGGACAGCGUCAGAGGCGCAUGGGCGCGGGCGCGGGCAUUGGAGCUGAUUGGGCAUGGAUACCACAAGCAGCGUCACAGGCAAGAGGCAUUCGGGGGGUAGAUCCCCGCCAGGCGGAUAAACGUCGGUUCGGGGAGAUUCCUCAGCUGAGGAAAGAAGACAAGUUCGCCUGCCUGUUCGUCCUCGCCUGCGGCACUGGACCGGACACUUCGCCAAGCAGCGGCAAAGCGAAGAGCGUCUGCAGCCGUUCUCCGCGCGCGUUACGUGCGUUACAUGGGGUUACGUACGAUGUUCAGAUCCAGGUCCGACCCGAAAGCUAA